Molecule: messenger RNA, 929 nt
Organism: Leptinotarsa decemlineata (Colorado potato beetle)
Lineage: Eukaryota; Metazoa; Arthropoda; Insecta; Coleoptera; Chrysomelidae
Product: F-BAR domain only protein 2-like
Source: RefSeq, a predicted model, not a curated record
GGUCAAAGAAGAGGAAUCGGGAACUUUGGACGCAGUCCAAUCCAUGCAAACUGUAACACUGAAUGUUCAAAAAUCCAAAGACAUCUAUGUGCAACGUGGACAAGAACUUGAGCGUUUACGUAAAGAAAGCUCAUCUGCGAAGGAAAUUGAAAAAGCUGAACAAAAACUGAAGAAAGCCCAGGAAGACUACAAAGGUUUUUUGGAUAAGUACAGUGGCAUAAAAGACGAUUUCGAAAAGAAAAUGUCGGUGACUUGUAAGAACUUUCAAGAACUAGAAAUCACUCAUUUAGAACACAUGAAAGAAUUUUUGAAUAAGUAUGCCGAAGUUAUCGAAUGGACACAUGAGCAAAUGGGAAAUGUUCAUUUAGAGUUUAGACAGCAAUGUGUGGAACUCACUGUAGAUCAGCUAUUGGAGCAGUUUGUACAUAGUAAAUCUACUGGGCCAGAAAGACCAGGAGUAUUGGACUUGGAGGACCCUUUGACUUCUCCUACGAUGGAUGUGGAAAGCAAACCGGCAAAGCGCGAAGGUAAUGGCCAUAGUGAGCAAACAGAGCCAACACAUGCCAAAACAUCCCGUCGAACAACCUCUCUCCUAAACCUCUUCAUGUCUAAUUCCCAGGGGUCACGUGAAAGUCGAGCAGGCCCUUGCAGCGCUCCAUCAAGCCCCACUUCUCCUGAAGGAGAACAGCAGUUGACGCGCCAUUCAAAUCGUGGAUCCAAGUGUAAAUUUUCUUUCCUUCUAGAUGUACCUGGGCCAGGAAAUGAUAUAAAAUUCCUUGUUUGACUGAGUAGCCUAGAUACAUUCUGGUGACCCAUCCUAACUUGAUAUAGAGCUGCAGACAUAUAAGUGAAUUCGUUUUCAGUUUCGGGAAUUUCACUUCUGGUAUUUUUGAUACAGAAUAAAUUUGAUUGUUUUACUUAUACGAGUA